GUGUAUCCAAAAUCAUUCAUAAUUACAAUUACAAAAUGACUAAAUUAUUAUUUUUAAUUGCAAAACAAAUCGUAAUUGGGAUAGUGCUAAUAACAAUGGUAAAUUCCAAUAAAAUCGGAACGAAUUUAGAUAACAAAAAAUCAGACCUCGGUUUCAACUUUAAUCCGAAGACUUUAAAUAUCGAAACAGUUUCGAAUUGGUCGAUAUCUGUAUAUUUAACCGGUAUUUCUCCCAGUAACGACCAAAGACAGCACGCUGUUAUUGUCUACGAUAUUUCCGAGGUAAUUGUAAAACAUGGAGAUAAUAAGUGGACAGCAAACUUUUACCUAGGAAAUUCGGAAAAUGUGAGCAUGUACACAGAAGAACCUAUUAAUUUUUAUCGAGAGAUAAGAAAAACGAUUACAUCGGAAAAUAAUACUGUGAAGACUGAUUUAUUAGUAAGCAAUACUGAAAUUAUUAUGUGUAACGUCGAUUUUAGUAACCUAAGCAUUCCAUCGGUUUUUGACUAUAAUGCCACAAUUUUAACACAAAUUAGUAUUACUUAUCCGAGUAAUAAAAACGUUGAAGAUAUUAAUUUGGAAGAUCAUUCAAAUUACGUGGACUCGUUAAGGGAAAAUUUAUUAUUAAUCGGAGAUUUCAAUCGUAUUAACGAUGGAUUUCAGUGCGAUAGCAGCGGUUGCUCCAGUGAUAUUGAUACAUUAAUUCAAUACGAAUAUUUCCCAUUAAUUGAAGAUAUUCAAUCUGUUAGUGUAAAAUCCAUUCAAACCAAGACUGGUCACAAACAGGAUGUUACUAAAGAUACUACGACAUUGGUUUAUAAUACGGAAAUGAUAAUUAGAUUGGUCAUGAGCAUUCAUUAUAAUGAUACCAUUUUGGAUGAUUUAAGUAAUUAUAAUUAAUAAAUGUGUUUCAUGAAAAUAUAUUUAUGAGUUUU
This is a messenger RNA of Phyllotreta striolata, 934 nucleotides long. Lineage: Eukaryota; Metazoa; Arthropoda; Insecta; Coleoptera; Chrysomelidae. The record is from the annotation of a GenBank genome assembly.